AUUAAACAUAAGCAAUUUGUGUUUACUUUUAAGAGCUCUUCGAAUAACAUCUGGUAUAAGGUCUGAGUUUAUUAUUACUGUUUAAACACAUAUAGCCUGGUUCGCAUGGGACUAAAAAUCACAACAUAAACUGGACGCCUCCCCCUCCACACACAAAUAACCAGUAAAAAUAUACAGGCCGCAAUGUUCCGCGGACUGCCGCACCGAGGAGGCAAGGACGAGAGAGGAGAGAGGCAUGCACAGCAUUACCCACCCCGGGGUCACUCGCCUCCGCCGGGGGGAUAUCACCGGGACAAGCGGGAGGACAGGGAGCGUUACCACUUCUCUGGGUACCGCGGAAAGCCUGAUGGCUACCGACGCUCUCCUCCUGGGAGGAGGUAUCCCUCCCCGGGCAGGAGCAGUAACCGAGGACCGGUGAGCGAGUACCGUGGGCCUCCACCAAUUGAUCAUUCAGACAGGAUACUGUCUUCAUCUCCACCGCAUUCUAGCAUCCCCCUUGAUCACAGUUUGAUAAUCACAGUUGGGAAUGAACGGAGCCAUAGUGGCUCACCAGACCACAGGAGAGAUGACCCUCCAAUCAAUCACAGAUACAGGGGUGAUCUGGAGGAAGACUACAGCAGAAACCCUCUACCGCUAAGAAAAAUUUAUUCGCGUAACCGGGAAGACCAUGACUUCCUCGGGGAGAGCCCACACUACCCUCACAGGCGAGAGGAGGGACAUGGGAGAAGCAGCCGAGAAAGAGAAAAGUUCCUUAAGCUCCACUACCUGCCCAAGGAAGCCAAGAUACCCAAGUACGACAUGGAGCCUGAGGGCAGGGGUUACUGCUCCGAGAGGUCCCGUCGGCCCGAUCGCACCAUGGAGAGUGGCCGUAGCAGGGUGCGCAGCCGCAGCAGAGGCAAGAGCAGGGGCCGAAGCAGAAGUUGUAGCAGGGGCCGGAGCCACAGUGCCAGCCCGCUCAAAAGCAGUUUAAAAAAUGACACCAGUGAGGGCUUCCGGGAGCUGGUGCAGGCUCGCAAGAGAAAGGAGAAGGAGGAGCUGGAGAGGCUUGAGCAGGAGAUUGCUCAGCGUGAGAUGGCUGGAACUAUAGGUUAUGGAAUCCCUGUGCUGCCUGUCCGGUCGACAGAGGCUGCUGAGUUCAGGCAGCAGCAACUUGAUGAAGCGCCACCAAUGCCUAAGAAGUCCAUUCUUAAGAAGCGUGUUGAGCCAGAACUGGAUUCUGCCCUUAGCAUUCAGAGCAGUGACUACUCCAGCAGACUCCCUGAAGUGCAGCAAAGCAACAAUUUAUCUACAGAGGCGGAGCGUUUCCUCAACACGCUUAACAGAGGCAUGGAUUCUGAACUAUUUUCUGCUCUGCUAAGAGAAGCAAGAGAGGAGACUUAUGCCAAAGAGACAAUAGGGAAGCUUACUGAAGGCUCAUUCCUCUAUGAGGAGCAUUAUGAGGAAUCCUAUAGGAAAGCAGAGCCAGAGAAUCUUGUGGAGAGCGCUGGUGAAUUCCUCCUGCCACACGAGAGGGUCAGUCACGAUGGCAGUGGGUUUUCUAGAAUUUUAGGAAUGAUGGGUGAUUUCCCCAGCCCACAGGAAAAGCUGAGGCGUUCUCCAGAUAUUGAAGAUGAGGAAAAAUUCCUCUAUGGAGAAGAGGAAGUUGAGAGGUCAGAGGCUCAGGUGCAGGCUGGACUGGCCCGGCAACAGAGCCAGCCAGGUCAUUCUGGAAUUGUCCACCGUCAGCAGAGCCAUCAAGGGAUGGACCACCAGAGCAAGCCUGUGGUCGGCAAGCAACACAGCAAGACUGCCAUUAGUGAGCGUCAGGUGAUCCAGGCUGCAGCUAGCCACAAUCAAGAAAACCAGCCUGGGAUUUUGCAUCACCAGAACCAAUCUGGGAUUGUCCAUCAGAAAGAGAGCCAGUCUGGGAUUAGUCACCAUCAAUUGAUUCUUUCUAGGAUUCCGCGCCAUCAUCUUGGCCAGCCUGGGGUUGGACAGCAUCAAGAAAGCAAAUCAGAGAUUGGUCAUCAUCAACAGAGUCACGCAAGGACUGAUCAUCCUCAAGGGAGUCAGCCACAAAGUGUGCACAGUCAGCAGAGCCAACCUGUGUCAGUCCAUGGUCCACACGGGACAUCCCAAGAUGACCUGGAUCCCUCUCCAGUGAAAGGAGAAGAGACUCAGGAUUCCAGGGAGUAUGAAAAGAUUCAAACCCUGCUAAAAACAAUUGGUCUAGAUAUGGGGGUGACUGAAAUCAGCAAGCUGGCUGCACGGACUCAGGAGCGCUUGCAUGGGAAGAAACCUCCAACAGGGUCUUCUCGUUACUCUGACGGAGAAAGAGGACGCAGGGUAUCAGCAGGCAGAAACUGGGAGAACCAGCACAGCCACAGCCAUACCAAGUCUCCUGAGUCAGAUUACAACCAGUCCACCUCUCCAUCCCCUACUACACGAGCCUCUCAUGGUGAAAAUCCUUCUUCCUCCUUCACAUCAGAGUACAGUGUUAAACAGGGUGAAAAAAAGGGAUGGGAAAUCCCUGUUUUAGGGGAAAAUGUCAAGCUGGCUCCAGUAUCCUCUGCCUCUGUCCCCCCUACGACUGCCCAACCUAUUGUCUCCUUAACCCCCUCACCUACUUACUGUAUGCCACCAUACUCUCAAUACCAACCUACACCAGCCACACCAAACUUUCCCCCGCCUGGCUAUGAUCAGUAUGGAAAUUACAUGCCUUACAUGUCCACAGGUUGGCCAGUGUACCCCCCUCCAUCACAGGAGCCUCAACCAGGACCCCAACAAGGUGUUGUGUCUGGUCACUCAACUGGUCACCCACCCAUCAAAGAGCAACAUGUGACAUCUUCUAGGCCCUAUCUCCGAGUCAUCGAAACUGUGUCCCUCAGUCGGACAAAAGUAAAGCCCAAAAAAGAUGAGUCUGCUCUUGUCCAAGUGCCAGUGAUGGACAGACUAGAAAAUAAUAAUUCAUCCAACCGCAUUGUGUUAGAGGGGCAAAAUAAACAACGGAGAGAAUCAGAAGAGAAAAACAAGGCCAAUGAGAAGCAAAAGGUUAUAGAAGAAAGGGUGGCAUUGAAGAAAGAAAAAGAGGUCCGUUUGAAAAGAAAGGACCAUCUCAUGAAAGAACUGGAGAGAUUGCGAAAGCAGCAAGGAGAGCUUCUGCGUAAGAAGCGCAGGGAGAAGGACGGUCACAAGGACCCUUUGCUGGUGGAGGUGAGCCGGCUUCAAGAAGAAGUCAUGCAGCAAAUCUCUGUGAUCCGUAAGGAGCAUGAAGCCGCCGAGAAGAAACAGGCAGAGCUGGACAAGGUGGCUCAGAUCUUGGGCCUGCACAUUUCUGACAAACAGAAAAAAACUCCCAAGGAUAUUAGAGAGACCCCUCCAGAGAAAAGAAAAGAGAAACCAAAGAGCCCCGAAAAACCCUUCCCCGCGUUCCCCUCCAACGCCUCCUUGUCUAAGGAAGUCCCCAUUUUGAAGUCUGGUCCUGAAAAGCCCAAGUCUAAAAGCCCAAAUCGUUUCCGACCACCGAAGUCUGCAGAUCAGUAUGAAUAUUAUGAUGCUGGUAAUCAUUGGUGCAAAAACUGCAACACGCUCUGCGGGUCCAUGUUUGAUUUUUUCACACACAUGCACAGCAAAGCUCAUAGAAAGACACAGGAUCCUUAUGACAGACCCUGGGCUUCAAAAGCCUCUAAAAAUGACAAGAAGACUGAGAAAAUCGUUGUUCCUGCCAAAGGUUCUGAGUUUUUGACCCCUGUCAUAGGAUUUUACUGCCAGCUAUGUGAAGAGUUUUUUGGAGAUCAGAUCUGUGCUGAAGAUCAUGUUUCAAGUUGUAGUCAUAAUGAAAAAUAUAAGAAAUACGCUGACGAGAACCCGCUGUAUGAACAGAGGAGGAAUCUGGACCGUCAAGCAGGUCUGGCGGUAAUCAUAGACAAUAAAGAGCGAAGGCAGACAGAGCUGAAAAGGAAAAUGGAGGAGGACCACAAAGUUCAGAAAGCGGAAGAGGAGAAAGCAAAGGUAAUGGUAAAGGAGGAAAGUGAAGAGCCUGGGAGCCCCAUGGAGCUGUGUGAAAAGGCACCUGCACCUCUUAAAGGGGACAGCAACUCGAAGCACGUGGUGCAGCUUAGGCUGAAAAAAAAACCUGAGGAGUCAGCAAAGAAUUCUGCAGAGUCUAACACUUUCGGAAAGUUCUGCUGGAAGAAGUCGGACAAGGAAGAGGAGAAUGUGUCAGAACCGACAACCGAAAAGGAAGAGCUAGAAGAUAAGGAGGAUGGGAAGGCACAGUUUGGGAAAACAGAAACCAUUGCGAUUAAGCUCUCGGGAAAGACGGUUAUUCCCCACACCAGUGUACGGAUGCCCUUUAGAACUACCCCUGCCGUGGCAACCCAAGCAAAAAUUCGUCCUAACUUGCCUGCCCCAGCUAUGCAGCUCAGAAAAGCUAGCAGCACAGCAGUUAAUAAACCUGCCCCUUUAAACGCCUUCCUGUCUAUAAGACCUGCUGGUACUGCUGCCAGCAAACCCCUACCUGUUGUUAACAAUAAUCCAAAAAAGGAUGUUAUUUUGACACCUGAUCUUAUUUCGAAGGCAUUUUGUGUGGAGGAAGUUGUACUUAAAGCUUCUCCUGUGAUGGGAGUAAAAACUCCUGUCACCACCACAGUGACAGAAGCAAAAACUCCAAUGGGGGAAGUAAAAAGUAACACGGAGGCAGAAGUAAAAACUCCAGUGCCAGAAAAGAAAACCCCUUCCAUUCCUCAUCCAGUAAUGCAGGCAGUGAGUUUUAAUUGUGAUGUGGCAGCACCUGGUGUGCCAGAAAGUGAACAAAACUUGACCAUACUCGUCCACCCACCUUCUUUACAUAAGGAUCGGGGGGAGUGGACAAAAAAAGGCGAAAAACCCAAAUCAAACUUGGCUGCGGCCAAUGCACAAGAUCUGUAUGAUAUUUUUUAUAGUAGCGGUGGGAAAGGUUCCUCCGAUGUCAAAAAUGAAACGAACACAAGAAAUACCGAGAUGCAAGCCAAUUAUGGAGAAAGCACCAUAUCUUGUAGUACAGAAUUGGAAAAUAAAAAUUUAAAUAUCCCUGAAACUGAGAUGGACCCCGUGACUCAGGAGGUACAAAAUGUAGUUGAAAAUGCAGAGGAUUUAAGAUUGGAGAUGAUCAACAAAUGCAGUGAUCUAAGCCCUCCAAGCCUGGGAGCCGAAUUAAAUGAAAUAAAUAGAGAAGAGGAGGUGCACAGUAUUUCAGGUCACCUGAUGUUGGAAGAUAUUGGUGAGGUGGUUGGAUCAUUUGCCUUAGAAACUGAUACCCCUGAACCCCCUGAUAUAAGCUCCUCUCAGGAAGCAGAGCAGUCUAAAAAUGGACAGAUCACUCAUUUUACAGCCCUGGAAUCUCUUGAAGCCAGUCAGUCAGACAACGUUCUGGAGAACGAGGCUGAGGAGCAUUUUGCAAGUCUUUCGUCUCACCCUAAAGAUGAAGAUCCGAAGGAUACAGGUCUCGUAGAGAGCAUUUCUGAUAAUACCGAAAAUAAUCUGAAAUGUACUUGAAAUGUCUACAUUUUUGUUUUCACGGUUUGUAUGUUGAUACUAAUAUGACAUAUUUUUAACGUUCACCGCUCUUCUCCGGUUAUGUUUUGGCCUAAGUUGUAUUUAAUCAUUUUGUUAUUGUUUGUUCUUAAAGGCACACAUGUAGAUGCAUUUUUUCUUUUUUGUAAGUUUCUUAUUUUCCAUUACUUUUGCCAUUCCUGACACUUAAGUUUUUAAAAGUGGAAUUUACAAAUAAAUGUAAAGGUAACUUGUACUGUGUCUGUACAGAAAUUGUUCUUGUUCAUGAAAAUGUGUACUUUUUCUGUUAAGUAGUGAUGGGCAUCAAUAUUGAUAUUUUGGUAUGAUAUCGAUAGUAAUUUCCAUAUUGCGAUAUUGUGAGAUUUAAUUUUUUUUGCUUCAUCAAUAACUUUUUUUAAUAAAACUGACAUAAACAUGGUGGGUCAGUUGCAGCAUACCAAAUGUAGUCCACUUGAUGUGUCUAACUAGUGGAUUUAGUCCACUUGAUUGGACUAAAGUUAGUACACCUUUAAAUCCCGAUUGCAGUGUACCAGAAUUUAAUCAUCACAAGUAGAUCAUCUGCUAAAUCAGACUAAACAAGAUCCUGAUUGCAACGUACCAAAUCAGAUCCGUGAUGAUCCUGUUCAAGUGGAUUAACUUAGUACGCUUGCUUGUGACAUCUGAAAACUUUAUUCUGCACAUUUCUUCUGUCCGUCAUGUUCGGGCAGUCAGAUCUAUUAGAAUAAAGUCUUGUACAAUAUAUAUAGGACCUACAUUUAAAUACACUUUUUAAACAUGUACCUCCUGAUAGCAUUUUCAAGGCCUAUGCAGCAGUGUCGACAUCUAAAAUGCAAGUACAGUAUGAUCCGCCAAUUUGAAAUGUGCAUGAAAAAGACAUUCAAAAUGUCUCAUUUAAUUUGUCUGUUUUUUGUAUAUGGAAAACUACAAAGUGUUAUGUAAUUUAAUAUAUUAACGUAACAUUAUUUAGCAGGUUUCAUUAGACUUUAUGAAGCAGAAUUUGUUAAUUCUAUAGGGUGAGGCAAAUCUUUUGGCCGUAGCGGCAGGUUAGUCCCCAUUAUCAGUCUAACUUGCUCCGAUCAGUUAAACCAAUUACCAGGAUCAUCUGUUUGGUAUGCUGCAUUCAGGAUUAAAUUAGCACAGAUAUGCAGUCUAGUCUGCAUUUUUGUCCACUUGAUGUGGACUAAAUCACUGGCAAUUGACCCGGUAACUACUAAUCUAUCAGUAAUUAAGCAUUUUAUUUCAUUGAUUAGCAUUUAGGUACCAAAAGCUGUUUGCAUUUAGCAUUAAGUUUGGCACUUUUGGCCGUCCAUAGGGUGUUACUCCAUGGAUAUUAUGAAGGAAAGGAUCACUAAGUUAUGUAUAAUAUAUACAUACAUUUGUUUGAUAUUAUCAUUAGCAAAAUACAUGCUCGAUAUCUGUCAAAUUUUCAUAUCGUUGCGCACCACUAGUUAAAAGUAGACUCAAGAUUUGUGUUUUGUUUUUUUUUUAAUGAAAAAACAUGCGAAAACAGGGAGGACAGCUUCAUUGAUAAGAAGUGAAAAGGAAAAACCUGGCAUGGAAGGAAGAAACAAUUGGUAAGGAAGGAACUGCACCAUGGACCAAAGGUGAUUUUUAAAAAAGCAUUUAACAUGUACAUUGUCAUGCUGCUGUGAUCCAGUAAUUGUUGUCUGUUACAGCGUACAAUGAAAAGAACUGAAGAUAUGGGAAAGAAAAAGAAAAGGUUUGAACAACUGACUGGAUAUUACAGACUGCCCAUUUUGAUUUAUAAAUGUGCUAGUUGGCUCUAUCACUAGUGUUAAUGUUGGUUCUGCUUGUUUGAAACAACUGUAUUCUUUGUUCUACAUUAAAUCAAAGUAUAAAAAACA
Acipenser ruthenus (sterlet) is the source of this 7397-nucleotide messenger RNA. Its product is annotated as zinc finger protein 318-like. Gene Ontology annotation, molecular function: zinc ion binding; nucleic acid binding. The record is from RefSeq and is a predicted model, not a curated record. Lineage: Eukaryota; Metazoa; Chordata; Actinopteri; Acipenseriformes; Acipenseridae. Gene Ontology annotation, cellular component: nucleoplasm. The transcript is spliced from 12 exons. Bases 184 to 5514 code for a protein of 1776 amino acids. Gene Ontology annotation, biological process: negative regulation of DNA-templated transcription; positive regulation of DNA-templated transcription.